Messenger RNA from Trichobilharzia szidati, 806 nucleotides. Lineage: Eukaryota; Metazoa; Platyhelminthes; Trematoda; Strigeidida; Schistosomatidae. The record is from the annotation of a GenBank genome assembly.
AUUUGCAUGCAAAACUCUACUGUCUAGAGCGCCAAAAGCAUUCCUUUAUUUUUUUGUUGCUGUAAUACUCGACUGGAAAUAAUUUUGUGGAUUAAUCUCUAAUCGUUAUUGUCUAUCAAAUUUAUCAAAUUGUUCAUGUUAAUAAUGGAUGCAUUUGUUGAAGCAUUUUUUGCAAUUGAUCAAGAUCAUUCAGAGACAAUUACAAUAGAAGAAUUACAGGCAUAUAUGGUGAAAAAUGAUAUGGAUCCAGCGUUUAUUGCUAGAUGGCAAGAAUUAUUCGAUCCUCAACAGACAGGUGUGAUCACUCUGUCUAAAUUUUGUGAUGUAUUAGGAUUGGAAGUAGAAGCUUUACGAGUUAAAUAUGUUGAACAAGAAGAAGCAAAACAAGUCGCUGAUUUUGACUCCUCAUCAAUGGAAAAUAUUCAUAAUAGGCAACAGAAUGGUAAAUCUGAUCACUAUGAAAAUAAUUUGGAUAAUGGUUUAUCUGAGGAGUUAACCGAUUUGAAGAAUUAUCAAGAAAUAUCAGGUGAUAUGCCGAUUGGAUUAAAGAAGGUGAUUGUGAAUAUUGUCAGAAAAGGUGAAAAACUUUAUGAAGACGAUGAUAAAGAAUUAGUCAAAUGGAUUAAAUUACGCUUAGAUCAAAAAUUCAAACGUCUGUGGCAUUGUGUUAUAGUCCGUGGUCAAUAUGCCUCAUUCUACUCUUAUCAACCAGGACAUUCAUUCUGUUUUCGUAUAGGAUCACGUGUUUUCCUGUUGUUUAAAACACCAAGAAUUUAAAAAAUAAUAAAAAUUUUGUUUAUUUUUUA